AGAUAAAAUUCACAGGUGCAAGAUGUGAGCUGCGUAGAUGGUAAUGGGCUAUGUGUUCAAUCCAUGAGUUGGGGAACUUCUCGUUUAAAGCUGCAUACAUGGUUAGCCAUCUAGUGAGCGGAGGAGAAAGAAUUUUUCCGUUUCUGUAAAACAGAUUGUUAAGAAAAAGGAUGGGAAAAGUUCCCAAAUGCGGGUAACUCACGAUUUUAGUACGGAAACGUGAAAUGAAUAUAUUAUUAAAAAGGAACGUCAUGCUUCUAAGAAAAAAAGAGUCGUAAUGAUCUUUGAUUUAUAGUAUACUUUAUAUUGAAUAACAUUGAAAACAUUUGGUAUUUUGUGUCAUGAUGAUGCAAUUACCUAAUAUUUACCAAAAAAAUUAAUAACUCCGGUUUAAAGAAACCAGUAACGAAACCAGAGUUGUGAUAGGAAGUGUUAUCUGAAAGAAUUUAUGAUUAAUUUCUUAUGAAUAAUAGCUCAAAAACGCAACUUAAGCUGUAUAACUUAUAUGUAUGGAGAAUGCAUUUCUGUAUCCUGCACAAUAAUACAGUGAGAACAAAUAAAUUUGCAUAAUUAAGGAGCACCUGGUUGUUUUAAAAUUAAUAGAUGUUGAAUAUAGAUUUCGUUUUAAAAAUUAGUGUCUUAUAGUGUUUCUUUUUAAAAGCAGACUCCGUAAAUAAAAUGAAAAUGUACAAGAACUCAUUUUUAUUAAGCAACAGUUACUAAUUUUCAGUAUUUUGUACAUUACAAAAGUAGGAAGUGAGUAUUAAAGUUUUAAUAACUUUAUUGCUAAACUGUUUCAAUAAGUUAAACAAUAAGAUGGAUAGACAUACAGCAAUGCAAUUUCAUUGUUUACCCAUUCUUGGGUAAAUUUGCAACUGAUAUUCCAAACUGUAGCAUUUGAAAAGAAAAAAAAAGAUUAGAUUUAAUGCAUUAUGAAGACAAAAACACUGUACAAUAUAUUCCAUGCUCACUUAAAAACUUACUAUUAGAAAUGUUGCCUAGGAAGAAAAUUUGAAUAAAAUAUCUUUUAACAGGUAUUUCUAGAAAAACUGCAGAAAUAACAAAUGAUGUUCACAGAUAUUCCCAGCUUACAGAAAUUGCAAAUUCUAUGAAAAUAUCUGAAUUUUAUUCACGCUCCAUUUUCCCUAGAAAUACUACUGGAAUAAAUUCUUUUUGCUGCAAGAGUGUUUCGUUAAGGAAGUUGAAUUCGAAAAAAAAAAAUUCAUCCUCUUUCGCUGUCCAAUGGAAACCAAAUUUGUGCUCGAAAAUGUUUCACUGAAUUAUAAAUUUCUGCAAACAGUGAAAUUCUAAAAGAGCUUAUUUUCCUUUAAAAUAGUACUACCCUGGAAAACUUUUGUUUCUUUAAAUUUAAGAGAAACUUCAUUCGCAAAACAAACUUUCGUAAUAGCCAAAAAUCUAAUGCAUUCUUCUACGUAAUUAAUCCAUUAAUGAUAGAAGAAAAAUAUAAACAUUUUCCCUACUUAAUAAUUUCAUUGGUACUGUACAUUUGACUGAAAAGGUUUGAGGAGAUAUCCUGAGAAAAGCUACAAAUUACGUUUCACAAACGAAAUAUUUCAUUAAGCUGAAAUAUCUGAAAAUGCGUAUUUAAAAAUAAAAUCUCUUCCAGAUAUCUUUUUCUGUUAUGAAAUAUUUAUAUUCACUACUUAAUUUCAAUGGUAUUGACUAAUGGCUAGGAAGGAAGGCUUAUAAGGAAUUGCCUAAUGACAAUAUUUAACAAAGGAACUGAAAGUCAAAAAUAUUACAUGUUUGCAUUACUUCCGCAUGCUUAAACUUGCCAAACUCUAAGAAUAAAUCGUCCAUUAUGAAUUCUACAGAAGCAGAAUAUGUAAAAAAUCUAAGAGCACUAACAUCGCUUUCUAAAAAUUGGUACACUGGUUCAUAUCCUUACAGUCAAAAUCUAACAAGAGCUCUAAUAUCCUUUUCUAAUAAUUGGUACAAUAGUUCAUUUUCUCACAGUCUGAAUCUGCAGUUAUCUAAUUCUCAGAUAGCCACUCGUGAAAUUAUCGUUAUCAUUUUCUAUAGCAUGGUGGUCGUAAGCAGCAUAUUUGGUAACUUUUUGGUGUGUAACAUUGUAAUUCGGAAUCCAAGCAUGCGAAGCGCCACAUAUGUUUUUAUUGUCAACUUAGCUCUAUCUGACCUCACGAUGACUAUCCUCAAUAUUCCAUUCAACAUAGCAAGAAUACUUUUGAACAACUGGCCUUUCGGUGAUUUCAUGUGCUCUUUCGUACCUCUAGUGCAAGUGACAUCAGUAUAUGUAUCAACAUUCACAAUGGCAUGUAUAGCAAUAGAUAGGUACAGAAUCAUCAACAAGCCUCUAAGACCUCGAAUACUGACUUCACAAGCUCUAAUUGUAACCGCUUGUGUAUGGCUGCUGGCAGUCCUGUUGUCCCUUCCACAUGCUAUCUUCAAUAAAGUGCAGCCUGUUUUCACUUACAGAAUCCUCAUUCGAUGUCGAUCCGUUUAUCCCGAGAACUUACAGCAUUGGAUCACGCUAAUGAUGGUGACUACGCAGUAUAUUUUACCAUUAUCCAUAACAGGAAUCGUUUAUUGGCGUAUUGUGGUUCAAGUAUGGACUAGAAAUGCUUUAGGAGUAGUCACUGAAGAGCAAAUGAUUACACAAGCGAAAAACAAGCGAAAGGUGGUAGUGAUUUUUUUCAUAUUAAUUAAGAUUUUAAAUUUUCCCCUUCAAUUCAAAUGCAGCCACUUUCUAACAAAACUCACACCUCAAAUUCAAAACAUUGAAUUACAACUGCAAAUUGAUUUACAAAUACAAAUUGAUUUACAAAUACAGCAAUGUUGUCAUUGCACCUACAUGUAAUUCAGUAUCAAUUAAAAUGAAUGCUGCAGAAGACUUAUUAUUUAACCCUUUCGCCGUCCUCUCCUGUCCGCGAAAAUUUCUCCCCAGCGGCCGUCUGAUCUUCGUAGCGUGUAAUGUUGUUUUCUCUGUACAUCAUAACUUUCCAUACAUGACUUUCGUAGUGGAUGAAUGUCAAUGAAUAUUAAGUAAAAUUAUAAGGAAAGCAUAAUGGAAAAAUAAUAAAUCUCUGCUAUGUCUAACAGCAGGCUAAUUUGAUAACAUCUGA
Messenger RNA from Stegodyphus dumicola, 3104 nucleotides. Its product is annotated as G protein-coupled receptor 83-like. Gene Ontology annotation, molecular function: neuropeptide Y receptor activity; neuropeptide binding. Gene Ontology annotation, biological process: G protein-coupled receptor signaling pathway. Gene Ontology annotation, cellular component: plasma membrane; neuron projection. The record is from RefSeq and is a predicted model, not a curated record. Lineage: Eukaryota; Metazoa; Arthropoda; Arachnida; Araneae; Eresidae.